Ostreobium quekettii is the source of this 741-nucleotide messenger RNA. The record is from the annotation of a GenBank genome assembly. NCBI's taxonomy places the organism in Eukaryota, Viridiplantae, Chlorophyta, Ulvophyceae, Bryopsidales, Ostreobiaceae.
AUGCAGCUCCGCCACUUGGAUUUGGAAAACGUCAACAUACUUCCGAAGGAACUGGGGCUGCUCGUGGAGCUAGAAGCGUUGAGCCUGUCGCACGUCAAGUGGCACGGGCCGUUGCUACAGCACGUUGAAUUCGUGACGUCUUUGACGUCUCUGGUCGUCAACAAUGGCGAGUCGGCGACGGAGGAACUGGACGUCCUGACAGACCUCCACCAUUUCCGCGCGCUGCCCAUGCUGUCCAGCCUCCAGCUGGGGGGGCCCGGGCUACUGUUCCCCCGGGCGUUCUCAGUGCCGCCCUGCCAGCUGCGGAACGUCUCCAGCCUCCACCUGGAGCGCUGCGCCUUCGAGGCGGUGCCCCAGUCCCUCCUGGCCCUGCCCUCCCUCACCAGCCUGGUGCUCAGGCACGGCCCGCUGAGCGGCCUGCCGGACUCCAUCCCCUCAAACCGCAUAAGGUGCCUGGACUUCUCGUGCAACGAGUUCACUGAGGUGCCGGCAGGCUUGGCUUCCAUGCCAGCCCUCGAGACCCUGAGCCUCAUCAGCAACCCCCUGUGCUUGUCGCAGAGCUUCGACUUCCUCGCGGGCCUCCCCAGUGUGUGCAGCAUCAGGUUUGGAUACGAGCUGGUGACGAGCGUGCACAGGGACUUGGCGGGGUUGAGGUGCAUGUCCCCCAUCGCCGGGUUCAACUUGGGCACCCUGUGGAUGGCGAUGCGGGAAAAGGUGCCGAAGUGUUCUCUGUACAUUUAG